AUGGAAGAAGAAGUUCACAACCAUAUUGGAGAAGGUGCUGGUAAUCAUGCUGGACAGGAGAGAAGGCUACAUAUUUUCUAUGAAGGUCUGUCACAAGAGUCAAAGAAGGCCUUAGAUCACUCUUUUGGAGGCUCUCUCAACAAGAAAAAGAUGAUUGAAGAGGCUAUAGAUGUCAUAGAAACAGUGGCCAACAAUGAAUAUUUCUAUUCCUCUUAUAGAAGUACCAAUAGAAGGGUGAUGGAGCUGAAUCACAUGGAUACAAUACUAGCUCAAAACAAGAUGAUCACUAAGCAACUAGCAGACCUCACUAAGCAGAUGGAGAGGAGUCAAGCUGCAGCAAUUCAUACUCAACCACCAGCACAAGAAGAGUUGAAUACAGAGGAAGGAGGUGAUUGGGAGCAAUCUCAACCUCCAAUUUCCAAUUCACCAUCUGAGGAUAGAUUAUCCCGGAUUGAAGCCUUGCUUGAAAAUCUUUGCAAGGAGGUUCAAGACAACAAAACAUUCAAGGAUGAAGUAAGGUCUAGCAUGAAAAGUCAAGGAGAGGCCAUCAAGAAGCUUGAAUCUCAAGUGGGAUACCUCUCUCAACAAAUUCUUAAGUCUACUGAUAGCUUCCCAAGUGAUACUGAGAAGAACCCAAGAGGAGAGACAAAGAAUGUGAGAUGGAAAGAAUGCAAAGCGAUCACUCUAAGAGAUGAAGAGAUUCUGGAGGAAAUGAAUUGCAAGCCAUUAGAGCAUAAAUCAGAAGAUUCAAAGAAGAAUUUGGAAGAGACAGAACAAGGAGUUGGCCCUGCACAGAUGAAGGAACCAAUGGAGAAAAAAUUCCUGAAAUUGUAUGUACCAAAGGCACCAUUCCCUCAGAGACUCAGGGGUGGUGAGAAGGAGAAGACAUAUUCUAGAUUCCUAGAUACAUUCAAGUCUCUCCACAUCAACAUUCCUUUCAUUGAAACCCUCCAACAGAUGCCAUCUUACAUCAAAUGCAUGAAGGAAUUGUUAACCAAGAAGACUGCCUUAAAGGGCGGACAAACAGUAGUGAUGAAUAAGGAAAGCAGUGCCCUUAUUCAGAAGGAGUUGCUAGUGCGUGGCAGAAGUUAG
This is a messenger RNA of Arachis ipaensis, 1092 nucleotides long. Lineage: Eukaryota; Viridiplantae; Streptophyta; Magnoliopsida; Fabales; Fabaceae. The record is from RefSeq and is a predicted model, not a curated record.